GCAAACUAUCCACGUCAAAGCAAACCAAGAUGGCGGCUGUUGUUGAGAAUGUUGUCCAACUGCUCGGAGAGCAGUACUACAGAGAUGCCAUGGAGCAGUGCCAUAACUACAACGCCCGGCUAUGUGCUGAGAGGAGUGUCCGAAUGCCCUUCCUGGACUCUCAGACUGGAGUGGCGCAGAGCAACUGUUACAUUUGGAUGGAGAAGAGACACAGGGGACCAGGCGUGGCCCCAGGACAGUUGUACACCUACCCAUCCCGCAGGUGGAGGAAGAAACGACGAUCCCACCCCCCAGAGGAUCCCCGACUCGUCUUCCCUCCUCUAAAGUCAGAGCUGGACUUGGGGUUAAAGAAGGAUUCCCUGUCCUCUGAUGGCAGCAGUCUGGAGGCCCUGCUGAAGGGAGAACCCCUGGACAAACGGGUUCCUCCGGAGCUCCGAGGGCCGGAGGAGGAGUCCAGUCUGACAGACUACACUGGUGGGUCGGUCACCCCUGCAGCACGCGUCAGAAAGAGAGUCCUGGAGCCAGAUGACUUCCUGGAUGACUUGGAGGAUGAGGACUAUGAGGAGGACACCCCAAAAAGAAGAGGAAAAGGAAAGGGAAAGGGUCGUGGAGUAAGCAGUGCCAAGAAGAAGCUGGACGCUGCGGCGGCUGCGCUGGAGGACAAGGACAAGCCCUACUCCUGUGACAACACUUUCAAACAAAAGCAUAUUUCAAAACCUUCUGAAAGAGUCUGUGGGAAGCGUUACAAGAAUCGUCCGGGCCUGAGCUACCACUACACCCACUCCCACCUGGCUGAGGAGGAGGGAGAGGACAAGGAGGAGCCUGAGGUCCACACCCCCAUUCCGCCCCAGCCUGAGGAGCCUAAGACACCCAAGAAAGGUCCAGAUGGUUUGGCGAUACCCAAUAACUACUGUGACUUCUGCCUGGGAGACUCUGCCCUCAACCAGAAGACGGGCCAGUCAGAGGCGCUGCAGUCCUGCUCAGACUGUGGACGUUCAGGCCACCCGUCCUGCCUGCAGUUCACCCCCGUGAUGAUGGCUGCAGUGAAGACCUACCGCUGGCAGUGCAUCGAGUGCAAGUGCUGCAACAUCUGUGGCACCUCAGAGAACGACGACCAGCUUCUCUUCUGUGAUGACUGUGAUAGAGGCUAUCAUAUGUACUGUCUCAGCCCCCCUAUGGCUGAACCUCCAGAAGGGAGCUGGAGCUGCCAUCUGUGUCUGGACCUAUUGAAAGACAAGGCGUCAAUAUACCAGACCUGUAAUGUCCCUCCGUCGUGAUGGAUCCCCAUCCUCACAUACAACCCUCCCUCCACAGUGAGGUUCUUUCUCUGUGGUCAGUCGAGCGGAGGGGGUGGGACAGAUGACUUGUGAAAAGGGAAACACCCCCCCCCCGCUGAAACACGCUUAGUUUGGUUGUUCUAUGACUGUUACACAGUUCCAAGCUCAAGUGACCCAUGUAGGCUUUUGUUUUCAACUAUUUGUCAAUAUAUCAAACUCAAUGUGUAAUAUCCUGAACUUGACAAUACAUCAAGUAUGUUUCUUUUAAAAGUGGCUUAAACCACAAACACAGCUUUUACCAGCCAAAGUACACACAAUCUCACACACACACACACACACACACACACACACACACACACACAGUGCAUUCAGAAAGUAUUCAGACCCCUUCACGGUUUCCACAUUUUGUUACGUUACAGCCUUACUCUAAAAUUGAUUUAAAAAAUACAUUUUCAUCAUCGAUCUACACACAAUACCCCAUAAUGACAAUGCAAAAGUUUUAGACAUUUUUGUAAAAAACAACUGAAAUAACUUAUUUACAUAAGUAUUCAGACCCUUUGCUAUGAGACUUGAAAUUGAGCUCAGGUGUGUCCUGUUUCCAUUUAUCAUCCUUGAGCUGUUUCUACAACUUGAUUGGAGUCCACCUGUGGUAAAUUCAAUUGAUUGGACAUGAUUUGGAAAAGCACAGACCUGUCGAUAUAAGGUCCCACAGUUGAUAGUGCAUAUCAGAGCAAAAACCAAGCCAUGAGGUCGAAGGAAUUGUCUAUAGAGCUUCGAGACAGGAUUGUGUCGAGUCACAGAUCUGGGGAAGGAUACCAAAAAAUGUCUGCUGCAUUGAAGGUCCCCAAGAACACGGUGGCCUUCAUCAUUCUUAAAUGGAAGAAAUUUGGAACCACCAAGACUCUUUUUAGAGCUGGCCGCUCGGCAAUACUGAGAAAUUAUGGGAGAAGGGUCUUGGUCAGGGAGGUGACCAGGAACUCGAUGGUCACUCUGACAGAGCGCCUCUGUGGCAAUGGGAGAACCUUCCAGAAGGACAACCAUCUCUGCAGCAUUCCACCAACAAGGCCUUUAUGGUAGGGUGGCCAGACUGAAGCCACUCCUCAGUAAAAAGGCACAUGACAGCCUGCUUGGAGUUUGCCAAAAGGCACCUAAAAGGACUCAGAUCAUGAGAAACAAGAUUUUCUGGUCUGAUGAAACCAAGAUUGAACUCUUUGGCCUUAAUGCCAAGCAUCACGUCUGGAAGAAAACAGGCAAUGCUCAUCACCUGGCCAAUACCAUCCCAACGGUGAAGCAUGGUGAUAGGAGCAUCAUGCUGUGGGGAAGUUUUUCAGCGGCAGGGACUUUGAGACUAGUUAGGAUCGAGGGAAAGAUGAACCGGAGCAAAGAUCCUUGAUGAAAAACUGUUCCAGAGCACUCAGGACCUCAGAUUGGGGCGAAGGUUCACCUUGCAACAGGACAAGUCUCUGAAUGUCCUUUAAUGGCUCAGCCAGAGCCUGGACUUGAACCCGAUCUGGAAAGACCUGUAAAUAGCUGUGUAACGACGCUCCCCGCUCCAACCUGACAGGGCUUGAGAGGAUCUGCAGUGAAGAAUGGGAGAAACUCCCCAAAUACAGGUGUGCCAAACGUGUAGCGUCAUACCCAAGAAGCCUCGAGGCUGUAAUCGCUGCCAACAAAGUACUAAGUGAAGGGUCUGAAUACUUAUGUAAAUAUGAUAUUUAAGUUUUUUAUUUUAAAUACAUAUGCAAACAUUUCUAACAAACUGUUUUCACGUUGUCAUUAUGGGGUAUUUGGUUGUCGAUUGGUGGGGGGGGGAUACAUUUUAGAAUAUGGCUGUAACGUAACAAAAUGUGGAAAAAUUAAAAUUGUCUGAAGAAUCCGAAGGCACUGCACAUGCACACGACUGCUCCGAAUCCUACUUUUAUUCUGCAAAAUAUCUGUUUUGCGUGGAGAGGGGAGAAAUAGUUGAAAUCAAUUAGCAUGCCAAUGCUUGUUCAUAAUCAGACAAAUGUUUUGUAUAUUUAUAUAUUUGUAUAGCAUAUUAAAGGUGUGAAAUGAUUUAAAAGCUGCAAUAAUAGGUUGGUUCUGUAGUCUUUGUGUAGUGCCCAUCUUCAAUAUUAAUGAAUAAUCUUCCAUCUCCUGAUGUGGACACAACACAGAGUUGGGAAAGCAUAGAGAGGGCCUUACCAUUACUUAGUACCCAUCCAUCUCUAUACCUCAGAGAGAGGAACAGGACCUUGGCGUAACUCUUUUUAAGGAAUUGAUAUUGAGUGUUUACUGCAUUGAAGGAAAGUGAGUCAAGUAGUUGCUGGUUGGUUUAAGUGAAUUUGAGUGUAUUCUACAGUCUUGGCCAAAAGUUUUGAGAAUGACACACUUAUUAAUUUCCAGAAAGUUUUCUGCUUCAGUGUCUUUAUAUGUUUUUGUCAGAUGUUACUAUAGAAUACUGAAGUAUAAUUACAAGCAUUUCAUAUGUGUCAAAGGCUUUUAUUGACAAUUACAUUAAGUUGAUGCAAGCGCCAAUAUUUGCAGUGUUGACCCUUUUUUUCCCAAGACCUCUGCAAUCCGCCCUGGUCUGCUGUCAUUUAACUUCUGGGCCACAUCCUGACUGAUGGCAGCCCAUUCUUGCAUAAUCAAUGAUUGGAGUUUGUCAGAAUUUGUGGGUUUUUGUUUAUCCAUCCACCACUUGAAAAUUGACCACAAGUUCUCAAUGGGAUUAAGGUCUGGGGAGUUUCCUGGCCAUGGACCCAAAAUAUCAAUGUUUUGUUCCCCGUGCUACUUAGUUAUCACUUUUGCAUCAUGGCAAGGUGCUCCAUCAUGCUGGAAAAGGCAUUGUUCGUCACCAAACUGUUCCUGGAUGGUUGGAAGUUGCUGCUCUCGGAGGAUGUGUUGGUACCAUUCUUUAUUCAUGGCUGUGUUCUCACAAAAUUGUGAGUGAACCCACUCCCUUGGCUGAGAAGCAACCCCACACAUGAAUGGUUUCAGGAUGCUUUUCUGUUGGCAUGACACAGGACUGAUGGUAGCGCUCACCUUCUCCAGACAAGCUUUUUUUUCCAGAUGCCACAAACAAUCGGAAAGGGUAUUCAUCAGAGAAAAUGACUUUACCCCAGUCCUAACCCUGUACCUUUUGCAGAAUAUCAGUCUGUCCCUGAUGUUUUUCCUGUAGAGAAGUGGCUUCUUUGCUGCCCUUCUUGACACCAGGCCAUCCUCUAAAAGUCUUUGCCUCACUGUGCGUGCAGAUGCACUCACACCUGCCUGUUGCCAUUCCUGAGGAAGCUCUGUACUGGUGGUGCCCCGAUCCCGCAGCUGAAUAAACUUUAGGAGAUGGUCCUGGCGCUUGCUGGACUUUCUUGGGUUCCCUGAAGCCUUCUUCACAACAAUUGAACCGCUCUCCUUGAAGUUCUUGAUGAUCUGAUAAAUGGUUGAUUUAUGUGCAAUCUUACUGGCAGCAAUAUCCUUGCCUGUGAAGCCCUUUUUCUGCAAAGCAAUGAUGACUGCACGUGUUUCCUUGCAAGUAACCAUGGUUGACAGAGGAAGAACUCACACCUGUGUUAACGAGUGAAUCACUGACAUGAUGUCAGCUGGCCCUUUUGUGGCAGGGCUGAAAUGCAAUGGAAAUGUUUUGUGUGGAUUCAGUUCAUUUUCAUAGCAAAUAGGGCCUUUGCAUUUAAUUGCAAUUCAUCUGAUCACUCUUCAUAACAUUCUGGAGUAUAUGCAAAUUGCCAUCAUACAAUCUGAGGCAGCAGACAUUGUGAAAAUGUAAUAUUUGUGUCAUUUUUCAAAACCUUUGGCCACAACUGUAUACCUACAGCCAGCAUUUUACCAACAAUAGUUACAUAUUCCAUUGGUAGGCAACACAGGUCCUAGAGAGCUGCACUAGUCCUGAACCCGACCCCUUGGUAUGUGUUGGGAAAUGGCUCCCGAGCACAGGACUUUGUUUCCCUUCUCAUACCGGCUCAGAAGUCUCUCAUCCCACCCUGCUCCACUGGGGCCUCACGUGACUGUCAUGAUCUACACUCCCCUUCAGUUAUAGCCACAGGAGGGCAGUAAUGAGCAAUACAAGUGCUACUGGGACUGUCAGGGGGAUAAUGUUAUUGGAAUGAUGGGGAGCCAUCAGAGGAUCUAGUCAGACAGUGGUGUGUUAACACAAACUGCAGACUGGUGUGUGCACUUGCAUUUGCUAUACUGUAGCUAUACUGUAAAUGUAUUGACAUUGUCAUAUAUAGGUCUACAUUUGUAAGAUGGGCACAAAGGGAUUCUAAGGUGAACCUUAAAGGCACAUUUCUGAAUCAAUUGCAUGUCUGAGUUGUUUGUCUCAUGGAAAGGGAACACCUGUUUUUAUUCCCUUGUGUUUUCUCUGCUCUUCUCCCCCAAAGCUGGGCACAAUGCUCUUCACAGGUCUGGCACACAAAUUACACUAAUUACAAUUAGCGAAAAUGUUUUUACCUUAACUAGUGACAGUAAACACAGGAUACAUUGACAGACAUGGUAAAAAAGGCACAACAGUCAGGCAAGUGCAUGAUAAUGUGUGCUAAUGGUAUGCUCAGAUUUGAAUUGAUCAAAGUGUAAGGAAGUUGUGUAAUAUAAUUUAGCUAUACUAUCAUGUUAUAUCAAUAGUCAACUAACAAAUACUAAAGCGUUAAACAAGUAUUUCUCAUGACACUUUUGGGGUGUUUGUUUAGAGGUGGUUUCCAGGAACAUAACGGUUUUUGUUUUGCUGUCAUAUUCAGCAGUGAUAUUGAUUCAGUUGAUGUAGAACAGUUUUGGGACUUUAUUUGAGUUGUGAAUGAAUAUUGCCUUUAUGGUAGAAGGUUUUGUCUUUUUUUUCCCCCAGGAAAAUAAAACAUUUGUCACUGGC
This is a messenger RNA of Oncorhynchus masou masou (cherry salmon), 6129 nucleotides long. RefSeq names its product zinc finger protein ubi-d4-like. The record is from RefSeq and is a predicted model, not a curated record. Gene Ontology annotation, biological process: positive regulation of transcription by RNA polymerase II. Lineage: Eukaryota; Metazoa; Chordata; Actinopteri; Salmoniformes; Salmonidae. The transcript has 12 exons. Bases 30 to 1277 code for a protein of 415 amino acids. Gene Ontology annotation, cellular component: MLL3/4 complex; nucleus. Gene Ontology annotation, molecular function: histone binding; transcription coactivator activity; histone H3K4 methyltransferase activity.